Messenger RNA from Lymnaea stagnalis (great pond snail), 16852 nucleotides. NCBI's taxonomy places the organism in Eukaryota, Metazoa, Mollusca, Gastropoda, Lymnaeidae. The record is from the annotation of a GenBank genome assembly.
GUGAUUUUGAACUAGAUUAAAAUGUUAUGAUUUCUUUAUCAUUGUGUUGCUUGCUCAAAGCAAAUUAUAAUCAGCAACUCUGCUUAUUUGCUGUGCAGGCAUAGCCUGUACACUUGCAAAGUGUCUGAAGAUGUCUUUAUACAGUAUGAGUAUAGUGCUUACUUUAUUAAUAAGUUUCCAAUGGCAUAUGGCAAGUGGUGGUGUCGGUAUGUUGUACCCCCGAGAUAGCGAAAGCAGGGAAACUAAAUUUUUAGACGGUAUUUGGCGAUUCAGAGCGGACUUUUCACCUUCUCGCAAUGAUGGAUUUACUCAAGAAUGGUGGAAGAAGCCGUUAAAAGAGGUUAUCUAUUUAAAAGUUUUCACUUCUUUUUUUAUGCCUGCAAAAAUCAAGAGCUUUUAUUUUCUUUGCCUGUUUAGGGCCUAUGCCCUAUUAUUAUAUUAUAAUAUAAUUUAUACAAAUGCUAAUUACUAAUACUAAUACCUACUAAAUAUAGACUAUACUAUACUAUACUGAUUACAUAAUUUACCUAUCCCAUUUAUUAUCAAUUUAAAAGUAAUAAAAGAAAUCUAGCUGAUAAAAUAAUUUUGUAAAGUAUUAAAAUAGUAUUCUUGCAUCUUUCCAUCUAUAAGUAAUGAUGGUGCAAAAAUACAAAGUACAAAGACCUAUGACCUAGGCCUAGACAAUAAAAUAUUUAUUAAUCAUUAAUCCUAAUUAGUUUAUUCAUUGGAUAGGGGACAUUUCCAAGCAAUUAUUUUAGAUUAGAAUUAAGUUAAUUAACACAGAAUAUGGAUGGCUACUCAUGUUACAUUAUGAGUUAUCUCUUUUAUUAAUACCUAACCCCAUUCAUAUUUUUUCAUUAAGGCAUCUUUGCUAUUUCUCAUUAAGACUUUAUGUUCCAGUUGGCUGAUUAAUGCUGUUGUGAGUCUGUCUAUUAAUGUGUUGAUUCUUCAGACAGGACCUGUUAUUGAUAUGCCAGUACCAGCAAGCUACAAUGAUGUCACUGAAGAUAAAGCUCUGAGAGACUUUGUCGGCUGGGUAUGGUAUGAAAGGAGUUUCUUCAUUUCCUCUGACUGGACCAACAACAGAAGGGUUGUUUUGAGGUUUGACAGUGCUCAUUACUACUCCUUUGUUGUAAGUUGCACAAAAAAAAUUUGAACACUUAGUAAUUAAAAUAGAUUGUUGAACUCAAAAUGUCAUGAUUAUUUGAAGGGUCGUAUUUUUCAUAUAAUUUAUUGUAGACUUAAUUUAUAAGAAAUGGUGCGAAUGAUUGCUUUAAAUAGAAUGACAUGAACUGAUAACCUUGAAUAUUUGAGUGCUUUGAUAGAGACCGAUAAUAAAAGGAUUUAAUGAAAUGACAGAUUUUAUGAAAAUUUCGUAUUUUGCCAAGUUAUUUCAGAAACCAUUAAAUUAUCUAACAAAUUUUUUUAUUUUUUUUGGUUAAAGAUUUGGUUGUGUGCCGAUAAUUUUGCAUGACCUUGUUGUCGUUUGUUAUUUCCACUCUAUAAGGCCCAGAUCUAUUAUCAUAAAUAAUGACCUUCAAAGUGAUUAGUUUUUACUUGUAUCUUUGAAGACCAAAGUUUUAGACUCGUCAAGUGCCCUUAUGAAGAUCAGAUAUUAGACAUGAUCUCUGUCCUUGAAGUGAUAACAUUUUUUAGGUCAAUAUUGAAAUUAAUUAAAGUUGUAUCAAAAGUCACCCUGGGGAACUCUUAAUGGUUAACACUUUAAAGCAGGCCUGCACAAUAUACGGCCGUGGGCCGCAUAGCACCCAAUUUGUGGCCCGCGAAGACUUUGGUGAAAAAAUCAUAAUAUCAUAAAUUAAUAUUAAUAUUCCCUAAGUUAUUGAUGUAUAAUACUACGAUAGAUAUAUAUACAGUAUAAUACUAUAAAUAAUCAAAUACAAUUUUUUUUUCCUGACACCUAUACUUGAAAGGAAUGUUUUGUUUUAUUUAAAUCCAAUUAAAUUAGACCUCCCAAUUGUUUAUAUUUGUGUAAAUAUUUUACUACAUGUUAGCUUUCCUGGUGAAGAAAUGUAAUCAUACACACACGUUUUUCCCUAGCAAUUACUCUUUGUCUCGGUAGCGUAAGUGUGUUCAAAACUAGUGUCUUCUAUGGAGAGUAGCAUUUUAUUAGUUUUGUAAUAUUGUCUAGAAUUGUGUUGUGUUGAACUCACGUAUCGCGUUAUUUUGAUAAUCUGUGAAUUUAGUUCGGAACUAUACUUAUAGACUUGUUCUUGAUAUAUUUAAGCACCAUGAAUCAAAACAGAAAGAGAAAACUAGGGAUGAAGCACAUAGUUUUUAUCCUGAAUGGGCAAGUAAAUACUUAUUUACAGUGUUCAAGGAAAAAAAUACUGUGCCUCGUAUGUCCUGACAUGGUUGCUGCACCGAAAGAGUGUUUUCUUCGCCGGCAUUUUGAAUCUAAGCGCCCUAAUUUGUCAAAAUGGUACCGACAUGAAAAAUCCACUAAAGCCGUGAAUCUAUCGACAACUCUUACUGGAGAGCAGACAUUUUUCAAGAAAAAGAAGAGUGACAAUGAGACUGCUACCAAGUUUAGCUUUUAUAUUUGAAUGGAAAUUGCUACUGCUGGGAAAUCCUUUACUGAAGGCAAAUUUGUAAAGAGGUGCAUGCUGAUUGCCACGUCUGAAUCAUGUCCGGAAAAAAACAUUAUUUCAAAAUGCCAGUUUAUGGCGAAUGACACUGCAAAGAAAAAAAAACUGUAUUUGCACCAAUAUUCAAGGACAGUUAAAGCAUAAAACUUGUAAAUAUUCUUUUUUAUUUUCUAGCUAUGGGAGAAAGCACAGUUUUAAAAGACACUGCCCGACUUCUCAUUUUCAUUAGAGGUGUCGACAAAAACUGUGAAAUUACCGAAGCACUUGCAGGAAUGUGUUCCAUGUAAGGUCGCACAACCAGAAAAGAUAUCCUCAAUGAAGUCAUAAAGUGCUUGAAAGAUAAGUUGGGAUUAGAUUUUAUAAAAUUAGUGGCCAUUUGUACCGAUUGUGCCCGGAAUAUGACAGAGCAGUUGCGAUUCUUGAAAAUUUUAUUGGAAGGCAAAUAAAAAAAAUAUCAUUGCACUAUAAACGCGCAGGCCUUGUGUAGCCAAGUGUUACAUUUAGAACAUGUUACGUCAGUUGUUGUCAAAAGAGUUAACCAUAUAAGAUCAAGAGGACUUAAACAUAGGGCUUUUCAUACUUUUCUAGAAGAUAUAGACGCUGACUACAGAGACGUAAUAUACCAAGCAGAAGUGAGAUGGUUAAGCCGAGGGAAAGUGCUUCAACGAUUCGUUGCUUUAAAUAAGGAAAUAUCUAAAUUCCUAGAAGACAAAGCAAAGGAAUUCCCAGAGUUUGAAGAUGACUCCUGGAAUCAUGACCUCUUCUUCAUUUGUGAUGUAAAAGAGAAACAUCUAAAUGACCUUAACGUUCAACUUUAAGGUAGGCAACAACUUGUAUUUGGUAUCUUUGGAGCAUUCAACGUAUUUAAACUGAAUAUGAAACUUUUCAAAACCCAGUUACUAAAUAGUGAAAGGAGUCACUUCUAAAAAGCAUUUUCCUCAGGACAAGCACGUCAAGUUAGGAAAACAACUUGCUAAUGAAAUUAACCUUUUGAUAGAAGAAUUUGAUAAAAGACUCACUCUUUCUAAAGAAGAAUGACUUCAAUUUGAACUAAUUUGAUCCAUAAACAUACCAGUUUAUUUGCACCUGGAGCUUAUCGAACUACAAUGUACGGAAAUUUACCGAAGCAAGCACAGAAAGAGCAGCCUGCAGGAGUUUUGUCAAAAUCUGAGAAGUACCCAAAUCUUUACGAAGGUGCACUAACAACUUGUAGUGUGUUUGGAACCACUUAUCUUGUGUGAUGAUCAUUUAUUUGGAACCCAUCUUAAAAACAGACACUUCCAAUAUACCUCCUGAAUAUGACAAACUUGUAACCAAAAUACGAUGCAAUAUUUCACAUUAAAUCUACCUCGUAAGUAAAGAAAUAUUCAUUAUAGUUAUUUUUUUCUUAUUAGCUCCCCCUCCCCCUCUUUGCCGUUCUAUUUUGUUUUGGCCAGCACAAUUUUUUCAUGAAGUAUUAUGGCCCGCCUCACAUUUUGAGUUGUGCAGGCCUGCUUUAAAGGACAGAAAUACUGUCAAUUAAAAUAGAAUGAAUAUACCAUUGGAAUUUUAUGUUUCUCUCAAAUAUUAAAAUUUAGUAAUUUAAUAUGUCUUUUAAGCUAUGAUAACCUGCUACUCUAAGCAAAGAUAUGUGCACUUAGUAGAUCAAAGGGCCCAGACCAACAUAAUGAAUAUGCAGAAUUAUUUUAUUACACUGGUAUUUACUUUACUUACACCUCUUAGUCCUUUUGGAGCAUGGGCCGUAUACUUUUCCAUUCAUCUCGGACCUGUUCUUGCCUUUUCAGUUGCUUCCAGGUGUGUCCCAUACUUAGUGUGUCUGCCUCUAGCUCACAUCUCCAUGAUUCUUAGGCCUUCCUUUCAUUAUUUUUCCCUUUGGAUUCCAUGUUAGGGGUUGUUUGGUGAUAUUAUCUGGGGGGUUUACGGAGAGUGUGCCCUAUCCACCUUCCAUCUUUUCUUUAUGACGUCUCAGCAAUAGGCUCCUGGUUUGUCCUAAAUGGUUCUAACAUUCCAUGAAUGUAUGUUUAUUGCCUUUAAAGAGGAGGGUCCUCGGCUUUGAGUCUUCCAGUAUAACCUGGCUUUGUCUGCAAGGCUUCUAACUCUUCUUGGGAAGAAAAGCCUUAAUCUUAUCAUGACUGAAAUUUUUUUUAUUUAUUUUUCUUCCUGUUGAUGUUUCUGUUGCAUAUUUUAUAUUUAUCAUAUUUUAUAGAUGAAGUAGCUGGCCUCAUGCCAAUCCUCCUCGUUUUGCACCCGGGCUUAGUACUGUCCAUGGCAGAGUUACUGUUUAUGCUCUUGACUUGUAAUUUUAACUGAAAACUAAAUCAAAAGCUAUUUCAAAAGAAAUUAUAUAUAGGUUGAAAUAUGUGCAUGACAGAGUCAAUGUCAGAGUGAAUGUCAGAGUGAAUGUCGUGAUUGUGUCCAAGGGUUGGGAUACUAUUAUAUUGUAUAGCAUUUUAUAAUUGUAAUAAUCCUAACAAUUACCGAAUAAUUGAUUUUUUUUCUUCCACAGUGGAUCAAUGGCGUACAACUCAUGACACACAGUGGUGGCCAUCUACCAUUUGAAGGAGAAGUCCAAUCACUGCUUAAUUUUAAUGGACCAAACUAUGUCACAGUUGCUAUCAACAAUACCCUUUCUCCUACAACAUUGCCCCCUGGGACAAUUCAAUAUCAGACUGAUACCUCAAGGUAUGUUGUUUUUAAAUGGUAAGAACAAGGUAUGUGAAAGCCUUGAAUAAUGACAAAAGACAAUCAAAAUGAUCUAUCUGCUUAAAGCUUUCACCAGAAUCGCAAUAAAAACACAACCCAAAAAAAAACCUAUAAAAUCAGACCUGACAUUUUAGGUCAUAUGAUCAAAUAAGUUAAAGUUGAAUUUAGAGUUUAAAAUUCAUCUUUGUUUGUAUGAGCAUAAAAUAUGUAAACAUGAAUUAAGAACGCUUAAAAUCUGCAAUGGUCCAAUUAAUAUUUUUAAAAGGAGCAAAAUGGAUUUUUAAAAGUUCAGCAUGUAAAUACUUGUCUUUUACAGAUAUCCAGCUGGUUAUUUUGUCCAAAACUUACAAAUGGAUUUCUUCAACUAUGCCGGUAUUCAUCGCCAUGUGCGCCUGUACACAACCCCACUUAUCUAUGUGGAUGAUAUUACAAUUCUUACAGACGUGCAGAGUGAUAAAGGUAAAAAUCAAAUUAAAUUGCUUUUAUUUCCUGUGAUAAAUUUGUUCCAGGCGAAAAGCAAUCUAAAAAUAAAACACCAGGUAAAAUCUUUUCAAAUUGGGCCUUUAACCGCAAGAUGGCGCCCUAAGCACCACCCCCCCCCCCAAAAAAAAAACACCCGGUAAAAACUUUUUAAAUUGGGCCUUUAACCCCCCCCCCCCCCCCAAACACUUAGGACGCAAAUAAAAAAUAAAUCAUGAAGACAGAUAUUUAGCUGGCUAUCACAGUACUAGUACAAUGUAGUAUUUUUUUAAAUCUACUGCUAGAGAAAUGAAUGAUCAUUUUAUUCUUGACUCUGUUGCCAGGUCAUGUGACCUACACCAUUGAUGUGGGUGGAGGAGUGCCCAAGUACAUGGAUGUUUCGGUUCUGGAUGUGAACGGUCAAGUUGUUGCAAAGAGCUCUAAGACAAUGGAUAUACUGACGAUCCCCUCCCCCACAUUGUGGUGGCCAUUUGGAAUGAACCAGACGAUAGGAUACCUGUAUACUCUUCAGGUACUUUAGCAUUAUUGACCUUUUGCUGUUGUAGGGAUUAUAUUGUUUACUGAGUCUUAGCCAUCCAUCCCUGUGGCGCUACAGCUUAUGUAGGGCUUUGUCCUGCCUCACCACUUCCUUUCACUCAGAUCUAACUGAUGCUUUUCAAUGCUUCAAUUCCCAGCUGCUGUAGAUCUUUUUUUCACAUCAUCCAUCCAUCUAAGCAUGGGUCUGCAUUUGAGCUGUUUUCCUCUGGUCUGUUGGUGGUGCACCCUCUUCAGUCCUCUGUCAUUUGGUAUUCUUUCUAAGUGUCCCUGCCCUUUUUUAUUUCUGCUACUACAGUGAGAUCCUGAUAUUUUUUUAUUUGCUCUUUGAAUGCUCAUGGUGAGACUUUCAUGAUUAAUCAUCCUUGCUGUUCAUCUUUGUUAUCCAAAAUGAUUAUGGCUUGUUAUGAAAAAUAUGUUGAUAGUUAAGUAUGGUUGUCAUAGUUUGAGUAACCUUUUAGAUCCAGAGUUAUCCCCCAUGUUCACUGAAUACAUGUCGUACAUUAGAUGACAUCUAAAACAUUUGUUAUACAGAAAUACCCUGUUUGUUGCUAGUUAUUUAUUUAUGCAUAAAUAUUUGUAACUUUAAAUAAAUUGUACUAUGUAUGUAUCUUUUCAGAUAGUCUACUUUUUCUUUCUUUCUUUCUUUCUUUGAAUUUAUCAUACACCAAGAACAAUUAAAGUUAAAGCUAUCGUUCUCAAUACCUUUUUUCCUUAGAUCUGUAAACUGAAUUUAAAACUGUAUUGCCACCAACCAACCGGCCCCUUGGCACGUGGCUACACAUAGGAUGUAUAAAAAAUGUAAUGCCUAUAAUAUGUAACUUGUCGAUGACAUCACAAAUUUUGUUGUUUUUGUUGACUCUAUAAAAGGUGAAUGCCUCCGGUGAUGUUUAUCGACAACCAUUUGGGAUUCGAACCAUCAGAGUGACAGAGAACCAGUUCUUGAUCAAUGAAAGGCCAUUUUAUUGUCAUGGAGUUGCCAAGCAUGAAGAUUCUGAUGUGAGUAAUAUAAGCUGCAAUUUACCACAAUUGAUUAGUCAAGAAAUUACUUUGAUGUACACAAUGAUAGGUACAAAGAUAGCCAAAUAUGUUUUUUUUUAAAUUUCCAAAGGUACUUAAUCAUCUAAGAACUGUAUCACUUUUCUCCCCAUUUUUUCAUCUUUAGCAAAGGUUUGAUUGUGUGAAUCAAUUUUUAAAAGAAAUUUUAACAUUACCUAGAAGAUUGAAAUUAAUCAUGUGGAACAUUUUCAUCCUUUCAACUUUGACCUAUUUUAUGAAUGUUAUAAAAUUUGAAAGUAACAUUAUAAAAUGUCUAUAAAUAGACAAGAAAAAUAUAAGAUACUCACAUCCAUAAGAUUAGUGAAUGUAUUUGUGCAACCGUGGCAAGUUGAUGUACUCCCUAGUUGGUUAUAAACCAAUAUGUGGUGAUAAUUACGCACAAGUUGAAAAGUCAUGGCUUACAUUACCAUUUUAAUUUAAUUUUGUAACAAUUCUUUUUAUCCACACAAAAGACAAAUUAUGAUAAAAAAAAUGACAAAUGCAUGACCUAGACAAUAUUUUUAAAAGUAUACUAAAAUUCCUUAACUUUAAUUUUGAUACUUUUUUUACUCUGAAAAAAUAUUUAUGGCAUCAAGUAUUAAAGAUUAAAUUUUGCUCAUCCGUGUUACCUGGCCAAAGAUAUUUGAGAAUCAAAUGGACUUAACCCCCAUCCCCCCUUUUCUUUAAAAAAAUAAUUUGUAUUUUUUUAGUCUUAGAUAGUAAAUGUUAGAUUUUUCCUUUGAUUUCCACAGUGUUAUAAAGUGAUUUUCACACCAGAAUGUAAUAUUACAAAUGUGUACUUUAUUUUGACAUUAUAGAAUGUACAUAUUUGAAAAUAAUUUGACUAACUUUUUUUCCUCUGUGUCUGCUCUGUGUGUAACAUUUUUGGCAUUUCAACUUUUUCUUUUAAAUAUGUAUAUCAACAAAGAGUUACAUAGCAAUUUCAUUUAAUAGUUACGUGGCAAGGGUCUGGACUACACUUUAAUAACCAAAGAUUUUAACUUGCUGAGAUGGCUGGGCGUGAACUGUAUAAGAACUUCUCAUUACCCAUACGCUGAGGAGAUUAUGGAACUAGCUGAUAGGCAGGGAGUGGCUGUCAUAGAUGAAUGUCCAGGAGUUGGCAUAAAAAAUGAGUAGGUCUAUAUUUGAAAAAAAAAUUGUUAUGGUUUUCUAUGAUAAUUUUAAUUUGAUGUUAGUAUUUUGUUUUGUAGUUGCGUGGCAAAGGUCUGGACUACACUUUAAUAACCAAAGAUUUUAACUUGCUGAGAUGGCUGGGUGUGAACUGUAUACGAACUUCUCAUUAUCCGUAUGCAGAAGAAAUUAUGGAACUUGCUGAUAGACAGGGAGUGGCUGUUAUUGAUGAAAGCCCAGGAGUGGGUAUUACAAAUGAGUAGGUUUGAUUCAAUUUUAAAGUUCAAUAAAUUAUCUGUGACAUAACAACUAACACAACCUAACCUACUUGAAAUGUUAUAAACACAAUUUCAAAAAGAUAAAAUAACUACGCGACCAUUAUUAUAACUUUAAUAAAUACCUUAAAAUUACUUACACUCAGAAAUUAACUCUUAUGAUAUCCGUCAUGAUUUAACCAUAUUUUAUCAUUUCUAUUUAUGGAUUUAAAUAUUUAUGAAACCUAUUGUUUUUCUUCAAAUGAGAUUAAUAAUAUUUAAUCCUUUUAAAUAGAUUUUUUAAUAGAUAACGAAACAAAAUAAUUUUAUUUAAAUCAAUCCAUGUUUAAAUAUAUUAUUAUAUGUAUCUAUAAUUUUAAAUUGUUAAAGAUUAUUGAAAUUAAAAAUUAAAUAACCUCAUUUUGAUUCUAUAGCUUAGAAUAUUUGUAUCUAGAAUCACUAAAAAUUUGCACAAGAAGCUGUGAACAUUGAAGUUAAACACCGGAUGGGGUUAUUUAAAUGUACAAUUCCUUGUCCAGAAAAAUUUGGUCAGUAGGAAAAUAUAUUAGAUAAUGUAAAAAUAUUUGAUUAAAAAAUGUUCAAUGUAUGAAUAAAUCAAUUUUAUGAACUUGUAAUAAGUGAUGAUUUUAAAAUUGUAUAAGCCACAAUUGAGAAGAGAAAUAUAUGUCCUAUUUAGGAACUAAAAUUGAUAAAUCCACUCUUUGUUUUUAGCCUGGUUGGUCUUUUGGCUUUUAUUUCUCUCUAACUUUGUAGGCAUUAUUUCUUUACUGUAUAUGAGUGUAUAUUUGUCUGCUUAGUUUAAUUUGUGGUGGUUCUGCAGAAGUAAGCCUUUUAGCCAAAGGGUUAAUUACUCUAGGUCAGAGGUUUCCAAAGUGGUCUACAUCGAUCCCCCAGGGGUUGACGACAACUUGCAAAGUGUCGAUGUCAGCGGGAAAAAAAAUCAAUAUCAGAUAAGCAGGGGGUCUACCCAAAACCGAAAAAACAUGGCAAGUGGUCUACGAGACAAAAAAGUCUGGGGACCUCUGCUCUAGGUUGUGUACAGUUAGGCUGAAGCCAAACUAAAAAAUAAAUUUUUAAUCUUACAACCUUCAUCAUCAUCCUUAAUGCUGAAAAAUUCUCUUUAUAUUAAUUUCCUUUUUUUUUUUAAAAUUCUCUGACAAGUUGCUAGUUAAGUUCAGAUUACUACUGUCUAAGUUUCUUUGUUGUUUUUUGUGUGCUUUUUUAUAGAUGAAGAAGACUUUCAGCCUGCACAAGUUGGAUUAGUUUUGUUGCGUCUCACUGAAAGCCUUGUAGACAUUGUGCUUCUUUUUCCCUCACAUUUUUGAGAAUGAGACGGAAAGGCUUAGUUUUUAAAUUUUUCUUUCAGUAACAAUAUGGGCAAUGAGUCCCUGGCCCAUCACAUUGAGGUGAUGUCUGAGAUGAUUAGGAGAGAUAAGAACAAGCCUUCGGUCAUCAUGUGGUCAGUGGCUAAUGAGCCGGAUACCACUAGACUGGCUGCUGUUCCAUACUUCAAGUAAGGAAAGGGAAUUAACUUCAGUCUUAUUAAUAAAUGGAGCAUAGUGGCACAAGUGCCACCAGGGGUGGGGUAGGACUGAGGCAGCGAGAGACUAUUGUCUUGGGGGGUGGGGGAUUAUCCCUAAAUUUAAAUACAGGGCAUAAGAAAACACCUGUGUAUUUAUUUCACAGUUGCAAAAGCCCAGUAACUUGUAAAAUGGUCCCUAGGGGGCGCUUCAUCGCUUUCAUUAUUUUAGAAAUGCAAGAAUUAUGGGGAUAUAAUUUGUAAUCUGCAAUUAAAAAUGUACUUUUGUUAAUUUUAGGUGUGUUAUUAGCUAAAAAAAUUAUAGUUUAACAAGAUUCACUUUCAAUACAUCAUAAACCUUGUUAAACCAUUCAUAGAAUAUAAAUAGCUGUACAAAUAUUUCACCACAACACAGAUAGCUUCUUGACAACCCAUACACUGUGUGUUACCAAUAUUUUAAGUGCUUAAAGUUUAAACCAUAUGCAUAAGUUCACAGAAAACAGAAUUUGCUGUAGAUCGUUUCAUGUGUAUGUGAAACUAAAAGUACAACAUAUCCCUAGCAGAACUCACCAGCAAACUGUAAACUUACCAAGCCUCAUCAUCCUGAACAUAAGUGUACAAUGCUGACCCUUCUGCUAAAUGAAAAUAAGACCAUUUAGAGAUGUUUGCUUUCAUUUGGUUUUUUACAUUUAUUUUUUGAUAUGCUUAUUACACAUGAAAGUGUCAUGUCUGAGAAGCAAAGUACCCACACUGUAACUGGUUUAGAAGCAAAGUACCCACACUGUAACUGGUUUAGAAGCAAAGUACCCACACUGUAACUGGUUUAGAAGCAAAGUACCCACACUGUAACUGGUUUAGAAGCAAAGUACCCACAAUUUGACUGGUUUAGAAGCAAAGUACCCACACUGUAACUGAACUCAGUGGGAUGGCUGCUAUAAAUAAAAGGUACACCCUAAUUGCACCACAAAUAGUUCUCGACUCAUGCAUGGAUUCUGGAAAAAUAUCAAUUCAAAUAGCAUGAGCCCAGCUGAAAAAGUCCCUGUUUUUUUUAUUGUAGUGUCUUGAUAAUUUGAUAUGUUGAUUUUCAGAGCUGUCCUGCAGCAUACAAAGGACACAGAUCCAGCCCAUAGACCAGUGACCUUUGUCUGUGACCAGUCUUAUGCAAAUGAUCGAGUGGUCAGUCUUACUCUUAACCUUACUUGAAAUUUAUGUAGUAUUUUCUUUGAUAGCUCAGCUUAUAUGAGCGCGAUGAAUUCUUUGCUACUCUUUCAGUCGACAUUAUUAUUUUUAGAUUUUGAAAAGUGUUCAUUAAAGCCAAAAAUUUGGAAUAAAAUUGUACAGAGUCAUAUUUAUGUAAUGUUAACAGAUGGUGCGCUAGGUUGUUUCCUAAACAUUUAAAUUAGGUGGCCCUUUAGACAAGUUUCAAAAGAGCACGGGGAGUGGCGCCUGAUUUAUUAAUUAUAUUUUCUAUAUAGCUGACAAUAUAUAUUCUUGUUGUGUGGACCGGUAAUGUAAGCCUUGCAGAGUGGUGGCGGUCCACGGACCACCAUUUUUGGAAUGCUGUGCUAGAUUACAUUUAUACUAAGUACUACAAUAAAAGCAUAAUAUAUUUUGUUAUAUCAUUAGACCUGAAAAAACUUUAAAAUAUUGUUUUGUAUGCGCUGUUCAAACUUUACUUCCUACUUUAUAAAAAUAUCAUUAGAAGAAAGGGAACAAAUAUGUUGAACAGUGCGUGGAACUAAUUGGAAUAGUUUUUGGUUGCUCUUUUCAGAUCCCUUAUGUCGAUGUCGUGUGCCUGAACCGUUAUUUCGGAUGGUACCAGGACACGGGGCACCUAGAAGUGAUUCAGCUUCAGAUGCACUCAUGGUUUGCUGGCUUCAGGAACCGCACCAAGAAGCCCAUAAUUGUGACGGAAUACGGGGCAGAUACGGUUGCUGGACUACACAGGGUACUUGUCAUGCUAUUCUCUUCAAUGGAGAAUAUUUAGGAGAGGUCAUCAAUACUGUUGUAAUGGCUUGCAAUACCUUAAAUUAUUUGAUAGACUUUUCACAAGUCUAAUAAUAAAAUAAGAAUAUAUAUAAAAAAAAUUAUUUUUUUUUAAAUAAAUAAAUACAAGUGACAAAGUAGAAAAAAACUGAAUGGCAUUUGAUGCAUUGUUAUUUAUGGUCAGUGCACGUAUUCAGUGCAAAGAAAUAGAUGCAAUGAAUGCUUUAUUUUAUCAAAAUAGAAAAAUAAAGGCAAGACUCAUUUUUAAAGCAUUUCUUACAAACUUUGCAGACUCAUGGGUGGCAGUCUAUUCUUAACGUUAGGUAAUAAUCAUAUCUCCCACUGGCUUUUUCUCUCCCUAAAGGAACCAUCUUUUGUGUUCACGGAAGAGUACCAGGUGGAGUUUCUCCAAGAGUACCACCAAGAGUUCGACAGGGCUAAACAAGAGUUUCUUGUAGGAGAAAUGGUCUGGAACUUUGCUGACUUCAUGACACCUGAUGGUAAGGCAAUAAUCAUUAGCUUGAGAAGCACUGGCAGAUGUGAGGAGUCUCUUAAUGCCAAGCACUUAAUUCCAUGUCCUGUUUUUGUUAUUCAAUUACAAGUUGUUGUUUUUUUAAGUGUUUUUUUUUAGUUGUAUUUUUUAAAGAUUAUCCAAUGGGUUUCUUUGGUUAUUCUUCAAAAAAAAAAUAUAUAUAUAUACAUGUAUAUAUAUUAAACAAUUAUUAUUUUAAUAAAAGCAACAUAUUGUUGUUAUCUAAAGAAAGAAAGUAAUAGAGAUAAAUCAUUUAUUUCUUUAACCAUAUCAAGAGAUAACAUACUUGUUCAUGUUCAGCCAGUGAUAUCACGUAUCGACACCUUGAGAUAAAACACAAUAUAAAAAAAAUACCUGUACCAACCAAGUCCCACCCGCCAGGUCCCACCCACUGAGUCCCACCCCCCAAGUUCCACCCACCACACCAACUCCCACCCACCUGUGCAAGCUGUUUUGUUGUUUCUAAUCAGUCAAGAAAAUCUUUUACCCCGCGCCCCACUUGAAUCGUUACAGGCAUAACCAGGGUUUUAGGCAACAAAAAAGGUCUGUUGACACGGCAGCGACAACCAAAGAGAGCGGCGUUUAUCAUACGGGAUCGCUACAACGCGUUCGCCAACGGAUCACCAGCAUCCUGUGGUUGCAGCAGCCCUGCAACUAAGUUGAGCUCCAAGCCUCAUGAGUAUCAGUGGACAGAUCAAACUAUCAUUGGGAAAUAAAAUUUGAGAAAAUGUCAAUCUAUGAACUGGGGAAUGUAUAUUGGGGUUUCGUUUUGUUUUUUAAUAGGGGAAAAAUUUUAGUUCAUAAAAGUUUCAUUACCUUGAUUUUAAGUUUUAAAAAUGCAAUUGAUAGAGAAACACAAUAAAUUAAAAAAAAAUUCAUAUUACAACUUGACUUUUAAGAAUUUUUUAGUUUAAACUUUGUGUUAAAGUAACUGCAUUUUUGUGUUAAAGUAACUAAAUUUAGUGGUAAAGGCAUACAAAUUUAGUGGUUAAGUAACUAAAUUUAUUGGUAGGGUAAUUAAGUUUAGUAGUAAAGUAACUGAAUAUAGCGGUAAGGUAACUAAAUUAAGUGGUGAAGUAACUAAAUUUAGCAUUGUUUGAAUUUCUCAGCUCUUUCUUUUUAUGGUUUAAUUGAGCUUAAAUACUUAAUAUGUUUUUUUUAUAUAUUUACUUAUACAACACAUAUACUGGUAGUCUUCGACAUCAUGCCCAGUGGUGGAUUCAUGUUUCUGGAAUUCUUAUGCUCAUUUAGACUAGGUCUUUCUCUAUAUUUCGGGGAAUAUAUGAAAGAUAUGAUGGCAUUGAUAAAUUGUAAAAAUGAUUUCUGAUCUUUGUUGUUCACCUACCCCCUUUUUGUUUAUUUCUUGAUUUUUUAUCUAUUUGUGCUGAGUCAUUAAUUGAUUUGGAAUAAAGAAGGCAAUGACAUAACAAAGUGUGGUGGAGUGGCGGGGCUGUGCCCCUGGUGCAUAAUUUUCAAGCAUUAAAAGUCAAGAGAUUUUUUUUGAAAAAGCAGUGAAGGAGAAUUUUUAAUAAAUGUAGUUUACUUAAAAUGCAUCAGUAUUUUCUUGUAAUUCUUUACUUGCGCAUGGAGUAAGGGCUGCUAUACUGGACUGAUUCUAAGUACUUGGUCAGUCUUAACAGUCCAUACAUUUAUAUAUUUAUAUAUAUUUAUAUAUAUAUAUAUAUAUAUAUAUAUAUAUAUAUAUAUAUAUAUAUAGUAUAUAUUGGGAAAGAGGGGGUGAUAUUAUUUGUCUUUUCUACAUACAUUUAUAUAUUUAUAUAUAUUUAUAUAUAUAUAUAUAUAUAUAUAUAUAUAUAUAUAUAUAUAUAUAUAGUAUAUGGUGGGAAAGAGGGGGUGACAUUAUUUGUCUUGUCUUGGGUGCUGGCAACCCACAUAAUGCCACUGAAAGAAUGUCCUAUAUUUUUUUACAUUUUACCAUUAGAAAUUCCCCUCCCCCCCUCCAACCAGAAGUGUAUUCAAGAUAAACACAAACCCAUAAACCAAUGCAAUUACUCCACUGGUCAUGUGUGUUGGUCACCUUGUUUCAGAUUUUGAUAACGAUGUAACCCUUUUGAAUGCUGCUGUUUUGCAGUAAAUGUAACAUAUUAAAAAUAUUUGUAUUACGAAGUCAUGACAAUAUAUUCUAUGUACAUUUUAUAUACCUAUAUUAAUAUUAUCUUUAACUAAACACAUGACAUGUUUUUUUCUUACAAUUUCGAUUCUUGUAUUUUAAAUGUUUCUCAAGCAUUCCAAAGCCAUGAAGUAAAAUCUAUGCAACGGUGACUUUAUUGAACCCUAGCAUUUACUGGACAUUAAUUUAUGUCUUUCAGAUAUACACUGAGGGACAUAACCUAUAAUUUUGAUACUUACUGUGGGUCCUGCAUUUUUCACCUUAAAAUACUUAACAAUUUUUCACAUUUUGUAACUUUUGUAACAACUAUUUUCAAAUAAUGUAACUUGUGUUACAACUUUUUUCAAAUUUUCUAACUUGUGUUUGUACUUGCACCCAAAUGAUGCCACCCUCCAGUGUCCACCAGUCUGGACCCCACCUCAGGUGUCCACCAGUCAGGACCCCACCUCCAGUGUCCACCAGUCUGGAUCCCUCAUCUCUCAUCAUUAGUGAUCUGCACCAUUCACUUGUGCAAAGUUUCCAUUGACACUAUUAGCAAUCCAUACUAUCCAGUGUUUCAAAAUAAAUAUCUAUGCAAUUCCUUACUUGGGCAUCCUCUUGUGUCCCUGAGCAUUGGCCAAAAGAUGAUAACCGAGUUUUGUAGUGGGUGACAUCCUAUCUGUUGUAAUCUAUAACAUCCUAUUUGUUUUAAUCUAUGACAUCCUAUGUGUUGUAAUCUAUGACAUCAUAUGUGUUUUAAUCUAUGACAUCCUAUGUGUUGUAAUCUAUGACAUCCUAUGUGUUUUAAUCUAUGACAUCCUAUCUGUUGUAAUCUAUGACAUCCUAUUUGUUGUAAUCUAUGACAUCCUAUCUGUUGUAAUCUAUGACAUCCUAUGUGUUGUAAUCUAUGACAUCCUAUGUGUUUUAAUCUAUGACAUCCUAUGUGUUGUAAUCUAUGACAUUCUAUGUGUUGUAAUCUAUGACAUCCUGUGUGUUUCAAUCUAUGACAUCCUAUGCAUUGUAAUCUAAUGACAUCCUAUUUGUUGUAAUCUAUGACAUCCUAUGUGUUGUAAUCUAUGACAUCCUAUGCGUUGUAAUCUAUGCCAUCCUAUGUGUACUAGUGAGUAUGAUUUGUAUCCCCUUAGUGUUGUUGUGGGUGCCUCCCCACUGAGCUGUAGUGAGCACAAUUUUUGCACGUCUUCCAUCAGUGAAUUCCAACAUGUAGGCCUAAACAGUAUUGACAGGGGGGGAUCACUGCCAUUUACAUCACGUUUUUGUUAUUACUAUCAGGGAAUCGAGUAUCAUUAUUUACAUUAAUGACCAGUGCCUAAGAUAUUUAAUUGCUAAAGGAUGGUGUCUGGAAGUGCAACCGCCAAACUGAUGUGAACGUUUGAGAAAUGUUGCAGAUUGUAAGAGGCCACUGGCCUGGAACGAGCCAAUUGUGUCAUAUACUAAGAUAUGUGUAUUGAACUUAUCUUAAGAUAGUGUAUCAUUGCAUAAUAGUGGUGGGUGUAUUGAAAUCAUCUUAAGAUGGUAUAUUAUUGCAUAUUACUACAGCGUGGCCGAGCGGUCUGAAACAGUCAAUCUUACACUUGUUGACUGGCGUUCAAUGCAAAGCGAAAAGCACCUAGACAAGCAAAAAUAUCACCAGCAGCCCGGGUAGAUGGGACUUGUUAUCCCUGGAUGGCAACUGAUCUAAGAGAGGGCAAACUCUGAAUUAUUAUUCAAACCCGGGCGUGGGGUCCCGUAGGCGGUGUGGCUUUGAUACUAAGGAAAUUCCGACAACUGCUGCGAUUCUACUGGUGUCAAGCUGUAUCAUCCACACAUGAUGUUGCCUUGGUUUAUCCAGGUUCGUGGAGAGAUGUGAUUGGCUGUCUUGUCUAGGGUGAAGAAUCCCGGCAAAGUCUAUAACAUCAUCAUUAUUGUGACGGAAGUGUG